Messenger RNA from Chelonia mydas (Green sea turtle), 1698 nucleotides. RefSeq names its product WD repeat domain 45 (gene WDR45). The coding region runs from base 23 to 1285 and encodes 420 amino acids. The transcript has 11 exons. The record is from RefSeq and is a predicted model, not a curated record. Gene Ontology annotation, cellular component: cytosol; extrinsic component of membrane; phagophore assembly site membrane. Lineage: Eukaryota; Metazoa; Chordata; Testudines; Cheloniidae. Gene Ontology annotation, biological process: protein lipidation; protein localization to phagophore assembly site; autophagy of mitochondrion. Gene Ontology annotation, molecular function: protein binding; phosphatidylinositol-3,5-bisphosphate binding; phosphatidylinositol-3-phosphate binding.
GGGCAACGCAGCUCCCCUGCCAAUGUCCAACAUGGCCGCUACGGCUUCACCCAUCGUCCAAGUUGAUCACGUGAUGAGCUGUCAGCGUCCCUUCCCCUAUGUGACCCGGCGGAACCAGAUCAGCUGGUGUUUGCCGCCCGCCCGCUUUCUGCGGGCUGCCUGUUGCUGGGAUCCGGGAAGGGGCCCCCAGAUCCGCCGGUCCCGCAGCAUGGCGCAGCAACGCGGGGUGAACAGUCUGCGCUUCAACCAGGACCAGAGCUGCUUCUGCUGCGCGAUGGAGUCCGGGGUGCGAAUCUACAAUGUGGAGCCGCUCAUGGAGAAAGGGCACCUGGAUCACGAGCAGGUGGGCAGCGUGGCCCUGGUCGAGAUGCUGCAUCGAUCCAACCUCUUGGCCAUUGUGGGGGGAGGAGGGAACCCCAAAUUCUCAGAGAUCUCAGUGCUGAUUUGGGACGACGCCCGCGAGGGGAAGGGUGGCAAAGACAAGCUGGUUCUGGAAUUCACCUUCACCAAACCCGCCCUGGCCGUGCGCAUGAGACACGACAAGAUCAUCAUUGUUCUGAGGAACCGUAUUUACGUUUAUUCCUUCCCGGAGAACCCCACCAAGCUCUUUGAGUUCGACACGCGGGACAACCCCAAAGGGCUCUGCGAUCUCUGCCCCAGUCUGGAGAAACAGCUGCUGGUGUUUCCUGGGCACAAAUGUGGCAGCCUGCAGCUGGUGGACCUGUCGAGCACCCAGCCGGGCACCUCGUCGGCACCGUUCACCAUCAAUGCCCACCAGGGCGAGAUCGCCUGCGUCUCCCUCAACCAGCCGGGCACCGUGGUGGCAUCGGCCUCCCGCCAGGGCACCCUGAUCCGUCUCUUCGACACCCAGAGCAAGGAGAAGCUGGUGGAGCUGCGCCGGGGCACGGACCCUGCCACGCUGUACUGCAUCAACUUCAGCCACGACUCGUCGUUUCUUUGCGCGUCGAGUGACAAGGGGACGGUUCACGUCUUCGCCCUGAAGGACACACGCCUCAACCGCCGCUCCGCGCUGGCGCGCGUGGGCAAGGUGGGCCCGGUGAUCGGCCAGUACGUGGACUCGCAGUGGAGCCUGGCCAGCUUCACGGUGCCGGCGGAGUCGGCCUGCGUCUGUGCCUUCGGCCGCAGCUCUGCCAAGACCGUCAACUCCGUCAUCGCGAUCUGCGUGGAUGGCACCUUCCACAAAUACGUCUUCACGCCCGACGGCAACUGCAACCGUGAGGCCUUCGACGUCUACCUGGACAUCUGCGACGACGACGACUUCUGAGUCCCCCGCGCCGGGCCGCGAGGCCGGAGCCGCAGAGGGGGCAGCUGCUCGUGGAACAUUCAGCUCCAGCUCUGAGACCCACCUCCCCUCCCGCUGAGAUGCGGCCACCUCUGGGGCGGGCUGGCUGGGCAUCACGCUGCGCUGGAAGGGCCCACCCAGCGCUGAGAUGCAGCUCAGUUUGCAACAGCCCGGGACUGAACCCAGACCCUCUGGUUUCUCACCCAGCUGCCUGGAGGGGAACAGCCUGGCUUUUACCUUCUACUGCUGCUCCCUUCUAGGGGCACGGACACACCCCAGCCUCAGUCCCCUUGGGAGACACUGUAACCCCCCCUAUUCACCGCUUGUAAUGGCUACGGUAUUUUGUACAAAGUAUGCCUUGUGAGGUAUCAUUUGAAAAGCCCCCAUCUGCUGAA